GUCGAACGCGCGGGAGAAUAUUCGCAGAGAAGGUGGACGAGAGGAGUGAGCGUACAUAGUUUUGUAUACCAAGGUACAUGCAUUCGUUGGAAGGAAAAAGAGGAGACGAUCCACCCUAUCUGUCGGUGGGUACGGAGGUGAGCGCCAAAUACAAAGGUGCUUUUUGCGAAGCUAAGAUCAGGAAGGUCGUGCGAUCAGUAAAGUGUCGAGUUACUUAUAAACAAGGUUUGGGAACUGCUACAGUUACGGAUGACCAGAUUAAAGGUACUCUGAGAGUAGGUGCCUCUAUUGAAGCCAAGUAUGGAGAGCGAAAGGAUUUUGUUGAGGCCACUAUCACCAAGAUUCAAGAUUGUAGUCAAUAUACUGUAGUCUUUGACGAUGGAGAUAUCACGACGCUCAGGAGGACGGCACUGUGUUUAAAAAGUGGAAGACAUUUUGCUGAGAGUGAGACUUUGGAUCAGCUUCCACUAACUCAUCCGGAGCACUUUGGAAAUCCAGUUAUUGGUGGGCGCAGAGGACGACGUUCGAGGCAAGCGCAAGAUGACAGCAGCGAAGAUGAAGAAAGUCCCCCACGAGGAAGCCGCGAUUCCGGUUCCGGAUCAGGUGGAAAGGAGGGGACUGAAACAGAACCGGAAAUUGGAAGAGUUGUUUGCGUCGAGCUGGGUGACAAGAAGAAAAAAGAUAACUGGUUUCCAGGACUCGUCGUUGCACCGACAGCUCAGGAUACAGUCAGAAUUCGUGUUCGCGACGAUUAUCUCGUGAGAUCUUUCAAAGAUGCAAGAUAUUACACCGUCCCAAAGAAGGAGGCAACUGAAUUUACCAAGGAACUGGUGAACAAGGUCGAGAAUAGCGCAUUAAAGAUUGCCGUGGAGAAGGCUCUUCUUUUUUUGGAGAAGAAUGACCUUCCACCUCACUGGGAUCGAGAUUCUCUCUUUGGAAAUGCCAUGUCCAGUGGAAACAGCGAUUCCGAUGGAGAGCUGGACUCUGAUAGUUCGGACGAUGAGCCGCGGGAGGAGAAGGACCACUUUGUUGCGCAAUUGUAUAAAUUUAUGGACGAUCGAGGAACACCUAUCAACAAUUGUCCAAUGAUUGGCAACGAGGAUAUAGAUUUAUACCGUCUGUUUCGUGCUGUUUACAAGUUAGGCGGGUAUAACCGUGUGACCAACCAGAAUCAAUGGAAAUCCAUAACCCGUCGCUUAAGUUUUUCAAUGCCAAGUACGUCGUCCACGCAUAAUCUGGUGAAACAAGCGUAUAAAAAGUUCUUACACUCUUUCGAGGACUUUUAUAGAAAAUUAGGUUGUACUAUGGUCAAUCAUCCUCGAGGUAGCACGCGAAAGCAACGGCCAGGUAGGAGCUUGAUCAGAGAUCGGGACAGAAACACUCCUGUACCACCUCAGAUGCCAAUGACCAAAUCUGAGAAAGAAGAGGAGGACAAGAAGAUAAUGGAAGAUGAGAAGAAGGAAGUGAAGAAAGAGCCUAAAAAGGAGAUUAUGAAGGAGGAGGAACCUGUCCCAGUCCCUAUCCCAGUUAUCACAACGCCGACGACUAUUAAAAUAAAGAAAAAGGAGGAAUUCGAGGAAAGUGGAAGUGGGCAGGAUAGCGAUAUCAAUGUUGAAGCUGAGGGAGAGUCUUCUAGCAGUGAAAAGUCACUUAAAACACCAACACGGUUUACCCCAGUGCCCACUAAAACCAAAUCGAAGAAUAAGGAGGAGACAAAAAAGAAGCCCUUCGACAAGAAAAGGAAUGAACCGAAGAAGCAGGAGAAGAAGGAUGAGAAGCUCAAGGAAGACGAAGCUGCAAAAACACGAUCCAAAUCAAAAGAUGACUCCGUUAAGGGUAAAGCAUCUGGAACAACAGAUACAGUCCGGGAGACGCGGACACCGUCCAGGGAGUCGGAGAAGAAGGCGCCUGCGAAGCAGAGACGUCUUACUGACGAAGAGUUGAGGAAGCAGCGUGGAAGAAAACGCAAGGAGAACGAACUAGAGAAAUCUAGACCUGGUACAGAUGAUCAUUCUAGCGAAACUGCCCCCUGCUACAAGGGUCUCGUCGAACUGGGUGAUCGGUUGAAGGUCUAUUAUGGACCAACUCAUGAAUCGAAAGUCACGUAUGAGGCCAAGGUAAUCGACAUGGAAAAGGAUGGUGAUGAACCUGCUUAUCUAGUUCAUUACACAGGCUGGAACACGAGAUACGAUGAGUGGAUCAAGGGAUCGCGAAUUGCACAAAAUUUCACUCAAGCUCAAGGUAGAGUUAAGCGAACUAAGGCUACUCCUAGACCACAGACUCCAAGUGCAACGAGUUCUUCAGCUGGUGGAAAAUCUUCUAAGACAGGUAACACCUCGAAUUCUAAUGCAUCCCAAAACCGACGUAGAGCACAGAGUGUUGCACCUUCUUCUACAACAUCAUCUUCAGGGAUUACAACUAAAGAUGGUAAGAAGGAAGACAAGGAUAAGGAGGGGUCAAUGCAGCCAACUAGGUCUACGACACCACUCUCAGUAACAAGUUCCAGCUCCAGGACGAAGAGUCCUGCGACUCCAGCUGCUAAUCGACUGACUAGGCUUACCAGGAACACAGACCUCGCUGGAGUAGAGCUUCGGAGACGUACAAGGCGAAUGUCUGGUCACACGGACAUAUCUGUUGCUUCUGAGAGUGAGGAUAGCGAAGCGUACGAAUCAGACACAACGGAGCCGGAACAGGCAAAGACAAGGUCACGUGGAACGGAAGAGAGGAAAAGAAGGGAAGUGAGACGUAGAGCCGAGGAUAGGAUAAAACCUGAAGACAUGAGCGAGCCUGAAGAGGAUAAGGAUGCCUCGGAGGAACCACGUAGAGGUCGUAGACUGAGACGAAUACCAGGUAAAAUUCAGGAUAUCAAAUCGGAACCUGAGAGUGACGAGGACCAACCCAAAGGCAGGGAUUUUGAUCUCAAUCAAAUAAGAUCUGAAUUAAAAGGUUUUGAUAAAGCUGUAAAACUCGAGAUUGUGAGAUCCGAUCCGGAUCCGGAAGAGGAAGCGAAAUCUGAAGAAAAAGAGAAUGAGGGUAAACCUGCUGCUACACCAUCUGCGUCUCUCUCACCGAAAUUAGAAAAACCAAAGUUGGAACCGCCGAAGUUGGAACCAGUACCAGAGAUCAGGCCUUUAGAAAGUACUGAGGAUAUUUAUGAGUUCAAAGAACCGGAACCCUUCGAAUUUGAAGUACGGAAUAAGAGAGAUUCAAAUGGUGACAAGGAUAAGGCCAAGAAGAGGGUCUUCGAUGAGGAACCAAAGAGUCCCAAGAAGAAGCAAAAGACGACUGUUACCGCUAUGAAGGAAACAAAACCAGCUGAUACUGAAGUAGAUAUUAAAAAGAGAGUGAGAAGACCUUUUAUUAAAAGAAUAGACGACGGCGAGAUCUUAUCCCCAAGUAAAGUUUCUACGCCAUCUGCUUGUGAAGAGGCAUUCGACAAGCUUCGGGAAUCUUCAUCAUUUAGCCAACCUAAGGUUCAACCGAUACCGGAAGAGUCUGGUAAGGUUGCUAAUACUAUUGACCUUCUGUUCAGCGACUUACCUGGCGACGAGGAUGGGGCACCGGAUGAUCCGGAGGAUCGACUGAUCAUAUCUGAAACUGAAGUCUCUGAAGCCGAACAAGAAAACCUUUUCACCUAUCAGCAGGAAAUAUUUCCAACAAACGACAUACCGGAUACGAUGGAGUUUAACAGAGACGAAGUUAAGUCCCAGAGUGAAAAUCCGAAUGAAGAAACAGCAACCACAAACAAGAUUGUUACCAAAUUUGAUGAUGUUAAUCAAAAACAAAAUGUGAAGUCACCAGCAACAAGUAGACCCUCGCCCAUCUUAGAAACAAAGAACCUGGAUGUGAAAUCAUUAAUCUCGAGCCCUGCAGUCUCGCCAGCACUGUUAACGCCAGCUCCUAUAAGUGCAAGGUUGCCGGCCACGUCUACGAUAGAGGAAAAAAUGGCGGCUGCUGCAAUGGCGUUUAAAAAUAAGUCAAAAGAAACGAAGAAGGAAGAAGAUAUGGCCGAUGCUACGAAGAAGAGUCUAAAAGAGACGUCCAAGAAAAUGGAUGCUAUGAUUGCCAAAAGGAACAGAGAGGAACAGAAUAAAGCGAAGAUCGAGGCUGAGAAUAAAAAGAGGGAAGAAGAGGAAGCAUUAAAGAAGGAAGAGGAGCAACGAAGAGAGGCAAUGCGUGCUGCCAUUAAGCAGAAGGAGGAAGAGCUUCAACAAUUAAAACUGAAGAAGGAGGCUGAACUGAAGAAGGCUGCAGAGGCAAAGGCAGUAGCUGAACAGAGAAAAGUGCAAGAGAGAAAAGAAGAAGAACGCAAGAAGAAGGAAGAAGAGAUUAACAAGAAAGAGGAGGAAGAAGAACAGCAUAAGGAACGUGAUCAGCGAGAGAGAGAUAAACGCAAAAAGGUCAUCAGUCAAGAGUUUGUCGAUUCUACAGACAGCAGUGACUCCGACGAGAGGCUAGUCAUCGAUAAUGAAGAGCCCCAGGAUGAGAAAAAUCUCACAACUAAUUUCGAUGUCAAGCUUCGAGCAGAAUUGGAAAGGUUACAGGAUAUCCAGGAAGGACGUUCCAAAUCUCAAACUCAAAGCCAAUCGCAACUACAAGUUCAAGCUCAAUCUCAAAUUCAACAACGAUCUCAGCCACAAUCCCAAUCUCAACCUCAGCUUCAACUUCAGUCUCAAAUUCAACCCCAAAGUCAGUCUCAGUCUCAAGUACAGCAAUCUCAACCUCUACAGCAAGUUCCGUCUCAGCCACAGAUUCAGUCCCAGCAACAACAAAAGUCCCAGCCUCCAUUACAACCGCAGGCACAAAUUCAACAGCAGCAGCAACAACAGUCUUCUGCAGAAUGUAAACUUGUCGGUGUCCUUCCGACAAAGAUUGAGGAGGAAGGUGAGAACAUGAGUUCAUUGCUCUGUGAAGAAGAAAUACCAGGAUCUCCAGCUCCGGUGGUUGACAACACCGAACAAGUAGAUGCACACGUAAUUCAAGUUCCACCUAAGAUUGAGACAUCUGACAAUAAUAUAGUACUAUUGGAGAUGCCAUUUGCAAGUGCACCAUCCUCCAGUCAAAGUACAACUUGUAGUACAGUGGCUACCCUGAGUAUUACAUCUGCAAAGAAUGGUGACAAUGUCUCCGUCCCUGUUUCUUUACCUGUACAACAGGGAGUUGUCAUGGGAGUCAGGCAACAACAGCCCCAGCCAUUACAACAGUCACAAAAACAACCCCAGCCACAGCAGCAGCAGCAGCAGCAACAACAACAUCAGCAUCCACAUCAACUAAUUCAGCCACUUCCACCUGCUGCUAUGCCAGUACAACGACGAGAGAGCAACGAAGCUGCCCCUGUCAUGGACAACACACCUCCGACUACUCCGGAUUCAAGUAUUUCUAACAUUUCUGGUUCACCACGUGAAGAGAGAAUGGGAGGAUCUUCACCAAUGUCAGAGGAUAAUCUCAAGUCCAACAGAGACAGUUCAGAAGCUGAUAACGACAGUGGUAGCAAGGGUCCUGGUUUCAGUGAAGAUGACACCCUAUUAAAUUCUGAAGGUAAUGUCGCUGACAGAUCCCUCAAACCACCGACGAAGAGGACCAUUGAGGAUGCGCAGUCGCCAAAGAAGCGAAAACGUAACCGAAAACACUCCGAAUGUGGAAGCAACUCUACUAAGAAGUCUACCAGACAAGCCGGAAGAACCGUCCGGCAUGGCCCCGGAAGUGACAGUGACGAUACCAGCGAGAGUUCUAAUCUCUGUGGCGUAAACUCGACUUCCACUGCACAUACGAACAUCGGCAGUGUUACCGAUCUCAAUACUUACUCCACUAGGUCACCAAGACCGAUGAAGUAUAACUUUUACGUAGAAUUAGAUCCUGAACUUGAUGGCAGCCAGAGGAUAGCUGUACUCCAGCAAAAAUUGUCAGAAUUGCGAAAAACAUAUAAUGCAGUGAAGGUCGAAUUGGCCGGCAUCGAGAGGCGCAGAAAAAAGUUGAGAAGACGAGAACGCGAAGCAAUGAAGGCUGCCAAGGCGGAGAUGCAACAGGCAUGUUCGUGAUGAGUUCGGCCGGAUACGCAUCGUUCUCAUCGAAGUCGAAGGAUCGUAUCAUAUAUGAAUGUCUAGGAGCGUCGAAAAAAAACAUCACAAUCUCGGGCACUCUGCAAUCGCGAAAAAGUUCAUGACAAUUUCUCAUUACCUAAGGAACUGUUGUUAGGUAAUAACUUUUCCGCGUAUAAAAUUUGUAGAUAUAGCUGUAAGUUGUAGCGUGUAAAUGAGAAUAAGUCAAUUGGGUUGAAUAAUUCGGUUAAUAUGAAAAAUUAUAUGUUCGUAUGAUUAAGUUGUGCUAUUGUAUAUUUGUCCUUUUCAUGAGAUACACGAUGCCGCCAUUAGGUUUUCAUUGUAUUCUUCGCAAUUCAACGUCUCUCGAUUGCUCAGCGACGUUAAAGUACAAAUUAUUGAAUCAGACGGCCGUCAUUCUUUUCUUAAUUCUCAUGAGUUUUAAUCCGUUAUUAUAAAGAAGACGGAAACAGCGGGUGUGUUAUGGCCAAUAAGACAAUGAAAAAUGAAUUAUGAUAAAACUUGGGAACAAAUUAUCUAAUAUUACCGAAAAACGAUCAUUGAUCACUCGUCACACUUUUUUGCGAAUUUUUCCUUUGUCUUUUCUGUUGGCGUGCAUAAUCACUUUUAUUUCGCUCGUUCCAAGAUCGAGCCGCUUUUGGGGUAACCAGAAAAGCUUCCUGAUGUAUGGUUCACAUAAGAGAGUGCAUUUUCGAAUGUACGACAAUUGUAUAUAUGUAUCACGAGACCAUCCCAAAUCUUUUGCGUACUAUUAAAUUUUAUCAUUUCGAACGACCAAGUCGAUUUGAUUGUUAUUUAUUUUGUUUAAUCGACCCACGUGUCUUCACAAUAAAUUACUCAAUGCCGAACGCUCUAAUUUCUCCUAAACUAUCAUCAUCAGGCUAACUCAGCUAACAGUAUUGAAAGCAUUAAUUAAUCACACAAAAUAACCAUACUAAUUUCAGCAUACCGUUGACUUAGAAUCACUUGUUUCUUUUUUAGGAAUAACAAAAAUUUAAAAUAACGCUCACGUAAUAAACAAGAGGUCUUGUA
Molecule: messenger RNA, 7091 nt
Organism: Cephus cinctus (wheat stem sawfly)
Lineage: Eukaryota; Metazoa; Arthropoda; Insecta; Hymenoptera; Cephidae
Gene: htk
Product: AT-rich interactive domain-containing protein 4A
Exons: 7
Coding region: 78-6038 (1986 amino acids)
Biological process (GO): regulation of transcription by RNA polymerase II
Cellular component (GO): nucleus
Molecular function (GO): transcription cis-regulatory region binding
Source: RefSeq, a predicted model, not a curated record